Molecule: messenger RNA, 3261 nt
Organism: Polyodon spathula (Mississippi paddlefish)
Lineage: Eukaryota; Metazoa; Chordata; Actinopteri; Acipenseriformes; Polyodontidae
Product: CAP-Gly domain-containing linker protein 1-like
Exons: 8
Coding region: 283-1719 (478 amino acids)
Biological process (GO): cytoplasmic microtubule organization; positive regulation of microtubule polymerization
Cellular component (GO): cytoplasm; microtubule plus-end; nucleus
Molecular function (GO): microtubule plus-end binding
Source: RefSeq, a predicted model, not a curated record
AUUUUUAGAGGACGAAGCCACGCAGUGUUGAAGUCUGCACAGCUCCACAAAGACGGAGUUAUGGGACCAAAUAAAUGAUCUGAAAAUGGCUUGUCUUCAUUUUAUUUCAAAUAAAGGGAUAUUUUAGACCGACAUAAUCAUCUUGUUCUCAGCUGUAUUUUGACGGGAGGUUUUGCCAGAGACAGACAGCACAUCAAAGCCGAGCUGGUUCAUCGAUGGUUGGGAAGGGCUAGCCACCACUGACAGACAAAGAGCAGCAGACACCCCGAGCACAAAGGAACAAUGAGCAUGCUUAAACCGAGCGGGCUGAAAGCUCCCAGCAAGAUCAGUAAAGCAGCAGGCACUGCAACCAAAACCAGCACCGCCACUGCUCCAGUGAAACAAGCCUCUGUAGACAAGACCUCCUCAAGCCCCCCGUCGGCGUCUCAGGAGGACUUUGUGGAUGAUUUUCACGUCGGUGAGCGAGUCUGGGUCAAUGGAAACAAACCCGGAUUCAUUCAGUUCCUGGGGGAGACUCAGUUCGCCCCUGGCCAGUGGGCAGGAAUCGUUUUAGAUGAAUCGAUAGGGAAAAACGAUGGCUCUGUGGGCGGGGUGCGAUACUUUCAGUGCGAAGCCCAGCGAGGCAUAUUUACCCGGCCGUCCAAGCUGUCCCGGAAUCCCCUAGAGGAUGGCGAGGCCAAUGGCACACAGACAGCCCCCCAGUCUAGAAGCACAUCUCCCACACGCGACCCUGCCAGUGUGUCCUUGCCGCCACCAGCAUCUUCCACCUCCGCUGCUCAAAAGACAUCAACCACUCCCGUCACGCCCACCACCCCAGUGACCAACCUGGCAAGGACUGCCAGCGAGUCCAUAUCAAACCUAUCUGAGGCUGGCUCCGUAAAGAAAGGGGAACGGGAGUUGAAAUUCGGGGAUCGUGUCCUGGUUGGAGGCACAAAGGCUGGAGUGGUGCGAUUCCUAGGAGAUACAGACUUUGCGAAGGGAGAGUGGUGUGGAGUCGAGCUUGAUGAACCUUUGGGAAAGAAUGAUGGGGCAGUGGCUGGAACCAGGUACUUCCAGUGCCAGCCCAAAUAUGGGUUAUUUGCACCAGUCCAUAAAGUAACAAAGAUUGGAUUUCCAUCUACAACGCCAGCCAAGUCAAAAACACCGGCACGGAAAGUGCUACCUACCCCGUCAGGCCUGAAACGAAGCCCCAGCGCCUCCUCCAUCAGCUCCCUCAGCUCAGUUGCUUCUUCAGUGGGAGGCAAACCCAGCCGCACUGGCCUGCUCACAGAGACCUCAUCCCGCUAUGCAAGGAAGAUCUCGGGCACCACAGCCCUGCAGGAGGCCCUGAAGGAGAAGCAGCAGCACAUCGAGCAGCUCCUGGCCGAGCGGGAUGUGGAGAGAGGCGAGGUCGCCAAGGCAACCAGCCACGUGGGAGAGAUCGAGCAGGAACUCUCGUUGCUCCGAUCAGGCCAUGAACAGUAUGUGUUGGAAAUGGAGUCUAAGAUGGACCAGCUGCGCACGCUGGUGGAGGGUGCAGACAAGGAUAAAGUGGAUCUGGUCAACCAGCUGGAAGAGGAGAAGAGGAAGGUAGAGGACCUGCAGUUCCGGGUAGAGGAGGCUUGCAUUACCAAAGGAGAUCUGGAGGUAAACAUUCCUCUGCAUUGCCGACCCCCAGCUGUUCUAGAACACUUAGCACACGCCAAAUGGAAGAGAGAUAUAGGGAAUUGCAGAAAAUAAAGAAUUUACAAAACAAAAUCAACGUCCGUUCCAGAAAACCAAAGUGUCUUUACUGAGCUUGGAGCCUAAAGCUGAGAGGCUGCAGUGAGGGCAACCCUUCUAACCCCUGUUAAUGAUUCCUUUUUACCACUCGAAUGAGAGAACAACUAAAUCUUGCUUUGCUUUUUUAAUACCUGAUUUCCAAUGAACAUCGCAAUUAUUAAAAUUAACUGAGGAUCUAGAACGUCAAAACUGGCAGUCUUUGGUUUUACAGUAAGAGACACUGUUUUUCGAGGGAGGGGGGGAAAGUGUUUUGCAAGUAAACCCCAUUUUGAAUUUUAGUAAAAUUGUUCAUAGUUUAUAACCUGAAAGGGAGAAUUAGAAGAGUGUAAAGCAAAUUUGAGAUUGUAAUUCAGAAACAAAAUCUGCUGCUAAUUUGUUGUGCAAACAGUGCUUAUCAUUUCUGUAGAGAUUUCUAAAAUAUUUAUAAUUUUAGUAUUAUUACUUUUCUGAAUAUUGCCCAAGCUCUCGGAUACACUGGCUCUCUUACCCAAAUCAUUUAAGGGAAUUAUACUGGGAGACGCACGUAAAAUAAAAGCAUCUCUGGGUCCUUGAGGUAUGUAAGGGAAAAGUAACAAUAUUUCUGGAACACAUAACAUAUAUGAUGGUACAACGUUUUACACAGAUUUGCUGAUGAGCUCAGAAAAUUGCCAGGAUUGCUCCCCUAAAAAGGGCUGCCAAAGGAACACACUACUACUUAGUGGACAAUGGCUGUUAGGUUAGCAAAUAAACGAGAGAAACGAGAUGUUUUAAAAGAGCCGAACUCUGCCAGUUUUCUCAGCAACAUUGGGUGUCUUCUAUUGACCUGAACAAUAGUUACUGAAAGAGGUACUCUGUGGCAUUAACAACAAUACGAACACAAAGAACCGUGGCCUUAACCAAUAGCUGAUCUAUUUAUCACUUUAAACACUCAACCUAGGAGAUUAUAUAAAAGUGACAUUGUUGAUAAACCAUUCAAUGAGAAUUCAAUACGAGUGUCUUCAUCAUCCACUUGCAUUGAAACUCAUUUGAACUUUUUCUGCACAAGAGAAUAAAAUGGGCUUUUGCGCCAUUCAUUUUGUUUUUAUAUUGCACAUUAAUAGGAGAUCAGGAGCCUGCUUUUUUUCUUUAAGAAAUUAGCUAAUCCCAGUAAUUUCAGAUCCUGAUGCAAUUUUUCAUAAUCCGCGAAGAGCAUUAAUCUUGUUAGUUUAAAAAUCAAUCAAUCAAUCAGUAUUGGGUACUGUUAGGCCAGUAGUUAUUGUAUAAAUCACAUAUAUUGUUAAAAUAUUUCCACAUCAUGCCACAGGUCCAUUCUUUCAAAGACACUCUACGUUGAACAAUUUAUAAUGCAAGACAAAUUCUUAUUAAUAUUACAAGACUAACUAAGCAGUCAGUGCUUUCAGCAUUCUCUUUAAUCAUGGUGUGCUUGUUUCUUUAAAAGCUUUGAUAAGAUUCCAGCGCAAUCUAUGUGUAAUAACUCAAUGAUGUGUGUCCCUCCCUUCAGUUAAAGUAAUACUUUAUUAC